CCAGGCUUCUCAGGUGUUCCGCACUCUGAUCCUUGGAGACCCCCAGUUCCGAGUAAUCAUACAUACAUUCAGCCUCCAGCACAACCACAGGCACCUUGGGGCGUGGGAGUUCCAGAUAACCAAAGUGCUGUGCCAAGAACGGGGCAAGAGAAUCAAAAUACUAGUUGGGUGCCAAUGGCAGGAAAUCCAAACGUGACCUGGGGAGGACCAGUGCCUGGUAAUACAAACAUGAACUGGGGACCUCCGAGUCAAGGUCCAGGAUGGACUGCACCUGGCCAAGGUCCCGUACCUGGAAAUGCAGUGACUAAUUGGGUCCCACCUGGUCAAGGACCACCAUCGGUAAGUGCAAAUCCAGGUUGGGCUCCACCUGGUCAAGGGCCAACUGUUGGGAAUGCCAAUCCUGGUUGGAAUGCACCCAAUGCAACUCAGAAUGGAGAUAGGUUCUCAAAUCAAAGGGAUCGAGGUUCUCAUGGUGAUCCUGGUUUCGGUGGUGGCAAACCUUGGAAUAGACAGUCGUCUUUUGGUGGUGGAGGAGGUGGGGGAGGAGGUUCUUCCAGGCCUCCUUUCAGAGGGCAGAGAGUGUGCAGGUUCUUCGAAAGUGGUCACUGCAAGAAGGGCGCGUCGUGCGAUUAUUUGCACCCGGACCAUUAAGGGAACACAGCAGCAGAGCAGUUACUGUACAGCAAUUUCCCAUAAAGAGUUUUGACUUUGUAUAAACUUUUUUUUUAAUCUCCUAUUUACCGUAACUUGGGCAGUUUAGUGUAUUUUUGCUUCCUUUUAUCCAGCUUUUUCAUUAAAAGCCUUAUUAUAUGGUAGAUUUUCUUCUCUUUUUGAAGUAACAAAAGUUGUAGACUCAGACUACAAUCUAGUAUUGUAUACAAAACAUAGUUAGCACA
This is a messenger RNA of Prunus mume (Japanese apricot), 896 nucleotides long. The record is from RefSeq and is a predicted model, not a curated record. NCBI's taxonomy places the organism in Eukaryota, Viridiplantae, Streptophyta, Magnoliopsida, Rosales, Rosaceae.